ACACGCUCUGUAAUUUGGCCUAACGCACUCCGUUUGAUCUAAACGUACCACUGACGCGAAUAUUGCGGUCACCUGGCAAACAAACAAACAUGGCGUCCUCCUGGGUACAAAGUGUGCUUGGAAAGAAUAUGGAGUGGUAUGCUGCAGCUGGAGCCGUAGCAGUGUCAUACGUUGCGUUUAAGUUAGCAUGUUCUAUUUUAUCUGGACUGAAAUGUUUUGUUUUUGCAAGACCACUUGGACUUGGCGUUGACUUGAAGAAGAUGGGGGCGUGGGCCGUUGUAACUGGCUGCACAGAUGGUAUAGGGAAGUCAUACACAGAGCAGAUAGCUAAGAAAGGGAUGGAUCUUGUUUUAAUCAGUCGUACUGAAUCAAAGCUACAAGCCUUAGCUAAUGACAUCGAAUCCAGGUUUCAUGUGAAGACAAAGAUCAUAGUAGCAGACUUUUCCCAGGGAGCUGCGAUCUACCCUGAUAUAAGUAAAUCUUUAGAGGGACUUGACAUAGGAGUUCUGAUUAACAAUGUGGGGCUAGGCUAUGACUUCCCAGCAUUUCUGCAUGAGGUCCCAGACAGAGACAAGAAAUUUGUUGACUUAAUUAACGUUAAUAUCACCUCAGUGACAAUGAUGACAAGUAUUGUGAUGCCACAGAUGGUGACUAAGAAGAAGGGAGUUAUUGUCAAUUUGUCGUCUGCUUCUGGGAUGAAACCCACGCCCCUCUUGGGAGUGUAUGCUGCUGCUAAGGCAUACGUGGACUACUUCUCCGUGUGUAUGGAUAAGGAAUAUGGUUCCAAAGGCAUCAUUGUCCAGUCGGUGAUGCCAAACUUUGUGACAACCAAGAUGAGUAAGAUAAGAAAGGCUAGUUUGAUGGUUCCUAACCCAGACACCUUUGUUAGAUCAGCCCUGAGUCUCAUCGGUGUGACAAACCGUACCAAUGGUUUCUGGAGCCAUAAUCUACUGGGCUAUAUCACCAAUGCCUUACCAUUAUGGUUUACUUCAUUGAUGUCCUUCAAGAUCUUGAACACCGCCAGAGUCCAAGCCUUUAAGAAGAUUGCUCAGCAAAAGAAAGAAUAGAGAAAGAAAGCAAAGAGGCUUCAAUAUUGUUAUGUAACUAAUUAAGCAACACUUGAAUUUUUUCAUAUUUUAUUUUUGUAAUCAUUUACAUUUUGUGCAUGAAACAAUGUAAUCAAUUAUUAUAGUAAUUUUUUUAUAUCUCACAUGGGACCAUGACCAGUACUUGCUGGGUUCUUUGUAAUUGGUGUUCAAAAACUAGUUAUUUAUUAAUCAGUAUUUUUUACUAGCACUGCAACUUAUUAACACAUUCAUUUAUUUGCUCUUAUUUGUCCAGUGUUUUGGAAUCAUUGAGGCCUAGUGUUAUGUACUCAACGUGAAUUUGUCCUCGUUAAACCUGCUCACGAGAUCACAAAUCUGGAUUUAGAUACCAGAAGUGAUUGAAAGGGAUCUAAGUAACAGUAUUUACAUUUACACUGACGAGCCUCUGAAGUAGACUGCAGUCUCUAAAUAUUGUUGUCAACUAACUAAUUGCACUGUAUUACAUGUAAAUUUUUCCUGUCAGAAACUGUUGUAAAUUUUUCUUCAGUAAUCUUAAAAUUUUAAUUAGGACUAGUCAUACUUUGACUUAAAUCUCCGACAUGAAUCAUAAAUGACUUGUUAUCAAUCAAUGGAUGUGCAGAAAUAAAAAUAUUAAUUUGUAAUUGAUACAGUACAGACUCAGACUGAACGUCAAUCAAAAACUGGAAAUCAACCAGUACAGAUGUCAUUCCUCAUACAUAGUACAGACUCUGACUGAAUGUAUAUCAGAAAUGGGCAGUAUACCAGUACUGUAAUAUAGAAGGAAGCAAGCAGACAUUGUUCAAGUCUACAAAAUUAUGAACAGUAUUGAUGUUGUGGAGAAAUGUUAUGUAUUAACAGAGUUGUAGGUAGUUGGAACAGACUAAUACUUCCUAAUGCUUAAUCAGAUUACAAAUUAUCCAUGUCAAAAAGGGUAUGCAAUAUUGUGCAAGUUUUGAAAAAAUUUGUGGAAAUAUUAGAAAGUAUUUGUGUUUAUAUCACAUUUUCUCUUUUAUAUGAUAAUUUGUAUAAUACAUAGAUUAGAAUAAAAAAAGCACUGUUCAGGAUAACAAAGUCUCAGGAUCUUGUGAAGAAUUUGAAGAAUUCCAGUCAACUUGUGUUUAGCUCACUUGGUCUGAAGAACCAAUGAACUUGCGUCGUCCACGCCCAUCAGUCAACUUUUUUUACAAAUCACUUCUGGUCAUUUUUACACAAUUAGGUCAGAAGCAUCCUUGGAGAACAAAUUUUGUAUAAACGCAGGGUCUCCGCUACCUGAGUUGGAAGGGGUGGGACCUCUUGCUUCAUCAGCAUUAUAUUGACAAUCAGUUGAAAUGUUUGGGUACAGCUAGAUAAUUUCAAAUUUAUUAGCAUCUGCCUUUUCAUUACUAGGUAUUACUGAUAUCAGAAAUCUCUUCAUGUUUACUUUGUAUAGUUUCCUAACAGACUGUAACAAUGUCUAUGUAUUUUCACAUUCCAACCAGACAUAGCCAACAGUUGUAUAUGCUGUCAGUACUAGGUUAUAAUUGGCAUUGAUUUGUAAGUUUUUCCCACAUUACCACUUUGACAGUAUACUUUAUGUAGUUUUAAAGUAAUGUCUUUAAAACAAGAUAAUAUGAAAUGUAAAUUUGUUGGGCUGGUAAUAUUUUUUAUUCUCUAAAUCAAAAUUCAAUCUGAGGGGGAAUUUCGGUGUUAAAGCAGAUUUAUGUUUGAAAUACACCUGGUUAACAAACCAUAUAUAAACUAGGGUUUAUAUGAAUGAGCCAAAAUCCAGAAUAUUUCUUCACCAUCAUAAUGGUUACAUGUAGGUAUUGAUUCUUGUAUCAUUAGUAAUUUCAAAAUCUGAACACAAAAAUGAUAAAUAAAUUCCAUUAUUCUUUCUAAUUUGUAAUUGUUGUGACCUCAUCCUUUUAUCUACACAUGCUGUUUUGAAGACUUAACUGCCACUAGGGCUAUAGAUCUUUGAAUGCCUGAAAUGUCUGUCUGAGGAAUGAUUGAAUGCAUAUCAAACAUCAUGACACAACUGAACAAAUUAUGAAUUAUGCUUUAAAGUGUUGUUACCUAUUAAUCUAAUUAAUAAUGUCAAGCCUUGUUGUAAUAUUUGUGAAAUAUGUACAUUUUUUACUUACAGUCAGAUACAUCAUUGAAUGGUCAUUUCAUCAAAUUGUGGAGAAUAUUUCCCUUCUUGUUGAUUGUGUUAUUGUGUUUAAGUAAUAUAAAUGGUGAUUGAGAUGUUGUGGUUAAUCCUGUGUUACUUUAGAGGGUUACACGGUAUAAACAGAGUACGACUGAUGUAUAACACAUUCCCAUCAGGGUAGAUUUAUCCUGACCUGCAAUUCCUGAAACAAAUUGGAGAUAAUUGAUUAUAAAAUUAACAUGUUCUUUAUUAAUGUAUGUUUGUUGUGAUAUACAUUUGUACGUGUAUCAAGGUAAUGAAAUUUGUAAUGGUGUUCUAUAGGAUAACAAAUCGGCUUAUGGAAAUAAAUCAAGUGUGAAAGAAUGCCUUGCUUUGAUUUGUACAGCUUUUGUUUUAUAUAUAGAGGUUACACAACGAGUGGUUGCUGUAUUUGGUAGCACAUUUACUUCGGAAUUUGUCAAUUAUUUUUCUAAAGUUACAAUAACAUGACCUUUAGCGAGUUUACAAGGGAUCAUUUGACGAUGAAAUUACCUGUUGUCCUGUUUUGUUUACACUAUCAGUUGAAAUGUAAUAUUGAUAUGCAAAACUAACAAUAUUAAUAUUCAGAAAUAUUUGGAAAUAUUAGAAUUGAUUACAAAUUGUAACAAGCAAUUAACAGGUUAAUUAAUUAUCUUCAAAGCAAGAAGUUG
This is a messenger RNA of Ylistrum balloti, 3887 nucleotides long. RefSeq names its product very-long-chain 3-oxoacyl-CoA reductase-like. Lineage: Eukaryota; Metazoa; Mollusca; Bivalvia; Pectinida; Pectinidae. The coding region runs from base 90 to 1067 and encodes 325 amino acids. Gene Ontology annotation, cellular component: endoplasmic reticulum. Gene Ontology annotation, molecular function: oxidoreductase activity. The record is from RefSeq and is a predicted model, not a curated record. The transcript has 10 exons.